UCUGACGGUUAGGCCUUCUUUUGGCUUUUGCACGUUGAUGACCACUGACCGAAGUCUCGAGCUCCAGUAGCUCCAGGUCCAAGGACGAUUCAACCAUGGCGGUCAAAUCGGCGAGGCGGGUGAAUCCCUCGCAGAAGCGGAGUUCUAAGGCUUCAAAUAUCAAGCUAUUCAAAAACCCUAAGGUAGCUUUCGCUUUCGCUUUGCUCCUCUGCGAUGCGGUCCUCGUCGCCCUCAUCAUUGCAUAUGUCCCUUAUACGAAGAUAGAUUGGGACGCUUACAUGUCACAAGUUAGUGGGUUUCUUGAUGGAGAAAGAGAUUACAGUAACUUAAAAGGCGACACAGGGCCACUGGUCUAUCCUGCUGGUUUCCUAUACUUUUAUUCUGCUAUUCAGUAUGUUACAGGAGGCGAAGUUUAUCCAGCUCAGAUUUUGUUCGGGGUUUUGUACAUUAUAAACUUGGGAAUCCUAUUAUUCAUCUAUGGGAAGACAGAUGUGGUUCCGUGGUGGGCUAUGAGCUUGCUUUGCUUAUCAAAAAGAAUGCAUUCUAUUUUUGUGCUCCGUCUUUUUAAUGACUGUUUGGCCGUGAUGCUCCUGCAUGCUUCGUUGGUCUCACUUCUUCACCAAAGGUGGCAUCUAGGGCUGAUCAUUUUCAGUGGAGCUGUUUCGGUUAAGAUGAAUGUGCUCCUCUAUGCUCCACCUCUACUACUCCUUAUGUUUAAGGCUAUGAAUAUAGGUGGAGUGAUAUCAGCUUUAUCUGGUGCAGCACUGGUCCAGAUACUUUUGGGAAUACCUUUCAUCAUGUCUCAUCCAUUUGCAUACAUCUCAAGAGCGUUUAAUCUUGGGCGUGUCUUUAUCCACUUCUGGUCUGUCAAUUUCAAGUUCGUUCCUGAGGCAAUAUUUGUUUCGAAGGCAUUUGCAAUCUCUUUGCUGAUUGCGCACCUUGGUUUACUUACAGCUUUUGCUCAUUAUAGAUGGUGCAUGCAUGAAGGUGGACUUUUCAAAUUUUUGUACUCUAGACUUGAUCCUAUAAAACUCAAACUUGCUCUUACAAGUUCAUUCUCUUUGAAGAAGUCCUACAAUAGCCAUUCAUCCAUCAAGGUUCUUAGAAAAGAAUAUAUUGUGACAACGAUGUUUGUCGGGAAUUUCAUCGGCAUCCUAUGUGCUCGAUCAUUGCAUUAUCAGUUCUACUCUUGGUAUUUCCAUAGCUUACCUUAUCUGUUGUGGAAAACACCUUUUCCUACAUUACUACGUGUAAUGUUGUUUAUCGGGGUUGAGUUCUGCUGGAAUGUGUAUCCUUCAAGCCUUUACUCAUCGGCAUUGCUUCUUUGCCUCCACUUAGUAAUACUGGUUGGUCUAUGGUCUGCCCCACCUGAAUAUCCUUAUGUGGACAACAAAGCAUUGAUUGAAGACAAAGGCAAAUGAUGCUGUAUUCAGAAACAGCGCUUAUACAGACGAUGAUAGUCUAGCUUCUUUUUCUUCUGUUGUUUUAACUUGGCACUCUACAAAAGCAUAGGGUUUUGUUUCUUUUCUUGCAAUUGUUGUUCCAUUAUUGUGUAUCAGUUCGUUAUCGUUUGUCAUAGUGGCUAGGCCAUACAACUAUACAAUUGGAGUAGUCUUCUUUCCCUAAAUCUACACUGGGUCAGAAAUCUACACGUCGCAAUCAUUCUGAGU
Prunus avium (sweet cherry) is the source of this 1670-nucleotide messenger RNA. It is a transcript of the gene ALG3, whose product is annotated as asparagine-linked glycosylation 3. Gene Ontology annotation, molecular function: dol-P-Man:Man(5)GlcNAc(2)-PP-Dol alpha-1,3-mannosyltransferase activity. NCBI's taxonomy places the organism in Eukaryota, Viridiplantae, Streptophyta, Magnoliopsida, Rosales, Rosaceae. The record is from RefSeq and is a predicted model, not a curated record. Gene Ontology annotation, cellular component: endoplasmic reticulum.